AACCCAUUUUAGCAGUGGAACAGCAAAGAACAAAACGUCAAGAGGGCAAGACAAAGUUUUCAAUUGAACGCAGAAACCAAAGUUUUCCGAAAGAAACAAUGGCUCAAAAAGACGCAAGAGAGCUCCAAAACGUACCUUUUCAGUUCAGUUCUCCAGCAGUGGAAGUUGCUCGCAAUCAAAUUACAUGGAGAAGUCUUCCUCGUCAUCAAGAUUUCGGUUCAGAGAUCAUCAAGAAAGGGAGAACUCGGCUCAAUCCAGCACUAGUUCCGAUAUUUCCUCCGAUUCUCAUGACGAAUCUGAGCUCCAAUCGAUGACAGCAAAGGGGAUAAAGCAUCUUUGUUCAGAACUGCUUGAGUUAAAGGCGGAAUCAGAUGAAGAUUUUCACAGGAAUAUUUUUUUAAACUAUGUAGCUUUUGUUAGAGUAUUCGAGGAAGUGAAAGGUGUGGAAGACCAAGUGAUGCAACUCAAGUCCCAAGUUAAUUAUCAGAAAAAACUUGUAACUGACCUUAUGGAUGACAUAUAUUUAAAGGCUUCGUCGAAAGAGUCAAUUGAAUCGAUCAUUGAGGAAUCUGUAAUUGCUGAGCCAUCUAUCCCAAGUGAAUUGGAGGCUCACAUCAGUGAUUUAUCAGAAAUCAUGGACAUACUCCUGGCUGAAAAUAGAAUAGAUGAAGCCAUAGACAUUUUAGAAAUGGAGGACGAGAAUUUUCGGAGACUACAGUAUGAUGACAACUAUGAAGAAUCAGAUGCGUUACUGUUAUAUGACGCUGCAAUUUCUGAAAGGAGGGAUAUGCUCAUGCUGCAGUUGACAUUGAUGGCUGAAAACCCAAGAAUAGCUGCACCGGAACUUCAAAAGACACUAGCUCAACUUUGUAGACUGGGUGAUAGCCAUCUUGCAACUCAGUUAUUGCUUAAAUAUUAUCAUUCACAGAUUGCAACUGGGAUACGUGAUUUGCAGGGUUCAAAAUCAUAUUUACAUGGAUUGUACAUUAGGGAACUGGCAAAGUUUGUUUUUUCUAUGAUUUCUCAGGCAGCAAGGAGUUUUUGUAUGCUAUAUGGGGAAACUUCACCUUAUGCUUCAGAGCUUAUUCAGUGGGCCUGUGAGGAAACUGAACUGUUUGUUUCUUAUUUUAAAAAGUAUGUUAAGCUCAUCUCAGAAGUGAGUGGUGGAUUGUCCAUGGCGGUAGAAGGUGUAAAGUUUGCACUGUCAUUUUGCACAUUGUUAGAAGCUCAGAAAUUAGUUUUGCGGCCAUGUUUGAUCAAGCAAAUUCGACCUUUUAUGGAAGAAGUUGUAUGGAUACAUAUAGACCAUUUUAAGAAAGUCAUAUGUAUCUUUACAGCUACUGAUGCUUGGGUUUUGGGUAGAUAUCUUGUGUCAAGAAUCUUGAAUGAAGGGGGAUCUUCACUUGUUGUUGGCCAACAACCAGAAUAUUGCUUGCUCACUAACAGUGGCCGGAAGUUUAUAACACUGUUGCAGACUAUCACCGCUGAUGUUGUCCCUUUAUUAUCACUUAAAAUGGAAGGUUCUAUCCUCAGAGGACUAAUGGACCUUUUUAAAGAAUAUAUUGGUAUCCUUGAAAAAGUCCUUACCUGUGAAACUAGCGAUUCUGAGAAGGGAGGUGUCAGGAUAAAUUUGGCUGAGUCACUGCCACAACAGGUUUCUGUUCUGGCUAAUCUAUCAACAUUACAACAUUUCCUUUUUGGCACUGUUAGAAGCAUCUUCAAAAACAUCAAUGAAUUGGUUGGCCUUCAACAGAGGGAACUUAACAGUUGUUUAAAGUUCAUCCAAGCAGCUAACAAUCAGCUCAGAGUUCAUUUUUGUCAGCAAUUAAUAUAUAGAAUGAUGUCUCUCAAAAGCGGUAUUGGAAGUAUGCCAGAAGCUUGCACUGACAAUGUUGUUAAUCGUGACAUGUUGCCUGAUCUGAUGCCCUCUCAUGUCUUUCAGGAUUUAUUUUUAGAGCUAAGAGCAUUAAACAAAUUUGCCGAAGACAAUGCUUUUGAACUUGAUUGGCUGAACGAGCUGCUGAGGGAACUACUAGAGGCCAUAUUUGAUUGGAUUUCAAGCAACAAACAGAUCUGGGUGCCUAUCGAAAAAAAAUUGAUUGGUCAAAACUCUUAUGAUCACAAUCAGUUUGUAUUCGACGUACAUUUCCUUGUCGAAAUCGCAAGGCAUGGAGGGUAUUUCUCCAGCAACCCCUCAGUUCUUGUGGAUCUCAUGAAUUCAGCGUUUAUUUCAGCCGGGCUGGAUCCUAGAAGGGAUAUUAAUGAUGAUGGAUGGAUCAGGAAUUCUGCAGCUGAAGCAAUUCAAAGGCUCACGGAGAUUCAGGAAUUGAAACCUCUUGAUGAUGCUGUAGAAGAAGAUGAAACUGAAAUGAAGUAUGUAAUCGACUCUUUUCAGGAUGAUGAUAGGGGUUCUUUAGAGGAUUCUGAGGCGUCCUCAGCUGCAUCCGAAGGUUCCCUUGAUACAGAAACGGUGACAUUGGAUACAAAAUCCAACCCCCUUGAGAGUAUUGUUGAAGCUUCUGAAGAAAGAGUCUCCUCAAGGGAGAUAUGUGCAAACAAUGCACCUAAUGCAACUGAAUCUUUGAUCAGCAAGCAGUCUGAUGAAGCAGAAACAGAGUUUUUAGGAUUUCAAGUUAAUUAUAUAGAAGAUUUUGCUCGACUACAAGGCAAAGAUGAAAGAAUCUCUGAAGAGAGAUGAAUGCCUUGGUUAAUGAAAGAUUGUGCAGGCAAACAGAAACUCAAAAUUUGCAAACUGACAUUUAAUAUUCAUCAAGUUAAUUAAGAAAUAUAAUCACGUGUUUCCAA
Mangifera indica (mango) is the source of this 2805-nucleotide messenger RNA. RefSeq names its product exocyst complex component EXO84B-like. NCBI's taxonomy places the organism in Eukaryota, Viridiplantae, Streptophyta, Magnoliopsida, Sapindales, Anacardiaceae. The record is from RefSeq and is a predicted model, not a curated record. The coding region runs from base 185 to 2698 and encodes 837 amino acids. The transcript is spliced from 7 exons. Gene Ontology annotation, cellular component: exocyst. Gene Ontology annotation, biological process: Golgi to plasma membrane transport; intracellular protein localization; exocytosis.